AUGCCGACAAGGAAGGCGCCUUGGAGAUGCACGAGAUGCUCCUGCGUGUGCGGUCCAUCACCGACCUUGGCCGCACUGCCCUCAUCACCCGGGCGACGCUGUUCGCCGACAAGGCGGGGCUCUGCCAGGGCUGCGACUUCGCGGUCGGCUACGACACCUACCGGCGGAUCGUGGACCCGAAGUAUUCGAGGGGCAGCGCCGCAGCCCGGAGGUGGCGAGCGAGGACCCCCAGGGCGCCACGCCUGGGUGACAGGCGCCCUGCGGCAGCUGGUCGCCUCGGGCGUGCGGGUGGCGGUGGCCGGCCGGCUCGACGGUGACCGCUUCCGCACGCUAUCCUCGGACCCGGCGUUCGAGCUGCCCGCGGACCUCGAGGACGGCCUCUUCGUGCAGAUCCCAGACUUCCGGAACGACGUCUCGUCCACGGAGAUCCGGCGGCGAUUGGCGAAAUGA
Messenger RNA from Prorocentrum cordatum, 450 nucleotides. The record is from the annotation of a GenBank genome assembly. NCBI's taxonomy places the organism in Eukaryota, Dinophyceae, Prorocentrales, Prorocentraceae.